Molecule: messenger RNA, 1230 nt
Organism: Aspergillus puulaauensis
Lineage: Eukaryota; Fungi; Ascomycota; Eurotiomycetes; Eurotiales; Aspergillaceae
Exons: 3
Coding region: 1-1230 (409 amino acids)
Biological process (GO): biosynthetic process
Molecular function (GO): pyridoxal phosphate binding; catalytic activity
Source: RefSeq, a predicted model, not a curated record
AUGGUCCAGAUCAAGGAUUUCGCUGUGGAACAAUGGAUGAACAAGUACGAGACUACAGCCAAAUACAACGUGGCAGAGACCUGCAGCGCUUCACUAUCUGUUCGAGAUCUCCAAGAUCUCUCCGAGGACCCAUCAUUGCAUCCAUUGGACGAUGUUCUUAACCGCAAGCUCACGUACGGGGCGAUUCGCGGCUCUGAACAACUACGAACAACGCUCGCCAAUCUGUAUUCCGUGAGAACACCGACUCCAUUACCUGCGGACAAUGUCUUGGCCACUGCAGGUGCAAUUCAAGCCAACUUUCUUUUGCUAUAUACAUUAGUCGGCCCUGGGGAUCAUGUUAUCUGCCACUACCCCACGUAUCAACAGUUGUAUACGGUCCCGGCGUCGCUUGGGGCCGAUGUAAGCUUGUGGAAGUCAAAGGAGGCGGAUGGGUGGAACUUGGAUCUCGAGGAAUUAAAGGCCCUCAUCCAGCCGAAUACCAAGCUUAUCAUCCUAAACAACCCGCAGAACCCCACUGGAGCUAUUAUUCCCCAGGAGACGCUGGACGAGAUAGUGGAGAUUGCCCGUAGCUCGUCAAUCUAUAUCUUUUGCGAUGAAGUCUACCGCCCGCUCUUCCACUCCAUCACCCCGAUGGACCCAGAGUUCCCUUCGUCGGCACUGUCUCUCGGUUAUGAGCGCACCAUUGUCACAGGAUCCAUGUCAAAGGCGUACAGCCUAGCUGGUAUUCGCGUGGGGUGGAUUGCAUCCCGCGAUCGAUCGGUAAUUGAAGCUUGCGCCUCGGUCCGCGAUUAUACCACCAUAUCUGUCUCGCAGCUAGACGAUGCGGUUGCAAGCUAUGCCCUGGCCCCGACUACCAUCCACGCAUUGCUGAGGCGGAAUAUAGAGCUUGCAAAGCGUAACUUUGCAAUUCUCGACAAGUUCAUCGAGUCUCAUCGGUGGGCGUGCGACUGGGUAAAGCCCCGAGCUGGGACAACCGCAUUUGUACGGUUCAACAAGAUGGGCAAGCCUGUAAACGAUGUCACCUUCUGUGAGACGCUCCUGGAGCGUACCGGGCUGAUGUUUGUCCCCGGAAGUUUAUGCUUUGGCGAUGGGAAGGAAUUCCAUGGCUACGUGAGGAUCGGCUAUGUGUGUGAAACGCAGGUGCUGGAAGACGGGCUCGCGGCAUUGGAGGAGUUCCUGGAAGACGGAUACGAAGAUGUACCUGUAAUUAAAAAGAAGGCGCAGGCCUGA